AUGACGCGCUACUUUGCUGACGAACACCCCCCUUACUCUCGUCUGGAGGCAAAGCCCUUCUUCGAAUCACUUUCCAACCGUGAAAAGCACUAUGCUCAUUACAUGUCGCGCGCUUCUUUUGAAGGUACUCGUGUGAUCGUCGCCCAAACCAAUCCCAACGCCGUUCCCAUCUAUAUCUUGAUUCUUGAAAUCUUCCGUGACGACAAGACUGGCGGAAUGGUCAACGUAGAACAGCUUGCCGCCAAGAGUGGUGUAUCCAAAGAAUCAUUUGAACAGUUUUUGCAAUACUCUGCACAGUUCCUGGGCAACUUGAGCAACUACAAGUCGUUUGGUGACGAAAAGUUCAUCCCACGUCUUCCCGUAGAAGAUUUGAAGAAGAUUGUAGAGGCUGCGGGUGCAAGGCUUUCACUGGAGACCCAACAAGAGAUUUACAAUGUGGAGAAAAACACGCUUCUUGGAUUCCCAGAAGACGGCCAUCUAUCUGGUUACUAUUCUUCCGACAUGACUAAGGCUGAUAUCCGCCUUGUGCAGGAUUUCUUAGAAGAGCAUAAGAUCGAACCAUUGAACACAAGAAUCUUCAAAACAAACGAAGGAUACAAAGUGGUGACCGCAUCAGGCAAUGUGGCAGACUCUCGAAAGUAUGCUUUGAGUAAUGGCAAGGAGCUCGAAAUUAGUUUUGGUGACUUCCAAAAAGAGAUGCAAAAGGUUUCCGAGAAUAUACGUCAGGCAGCUGCAUACAGUGCCAAUGAACAUCAAACCGAUAUGCUGGAAGCCUACUACGAGUCCUUUACUACGGGAUCCGUUGAAGCACACAUGGAAUCACAGCGACAUUGGCUGAAGGAUAUUGGACCUAACGUGGAAACCAACAUUGGAUUUAUUGAGACCUACCGCGAUCCACAAGGUGUCCGUGCGGAAUGGGAAGGUUUUGUUGCCAUGGUGAACAAGGAACAAACGAUCAAGUUCGGCAACCUAGUCGACCAGGCACCGACAUUUGUCUCACGGUUGCCAUGGCCAUCUACGUUCGAGCGUGAAACCAUCAACAAACCUGAUUUCACCUCGCUCGAAGUGCUUGCAUUCGCUACCGGUGGUGUCCCUGCGGGAAUCAAUAUCCCCAACUACACAAAUAUCACCCAAGUGUUGGGAUCCAAGAACGUGUCACUGGGCAACGUGAUUUCGGCGCAGUCUCCGGAUGAAAAAUUUCCGUUUAUAAAACAGUGCGAUCUCGAUUUGUACCGCAAGUACCGCAAUCCAUCAUUCGAGGUUCAGGUGGGCACGCACGAGUUGGGUCACGGAACUGGCAAAUUGUUCACUGAGGACGCGGAUGGCAAGCUCAAUUUUGACAAGGAAAUGGUCGAGAACCCGCUCACGCCUGGAAAAACUGUUCAGACAUGGUACAAACCCGGUCAAACGUUCAAUUCCAUUUUCAAGGCUAUUGCCAGUAGCUAUGAAGAGUGUCGUGCAGAGUGCAUUGCAUUGACGCUCAGUCAUCACAAGGAUAUCCUGGACAUCUUUGGAUACCGGGAUCAAGAGGCAGAGGAUGUCGUCUAUGUCAUGUAUUUAAAUAUGGCUAGAGCUGGUUUAAUGGCGUUGGAGUUUUACGAUCCAGAGGCAAAGAAGUGGGGCCAAGCACACAUGCAGGGUCGUUACGCCAUCUUCAAUGUCAUGUUGAAGGCUGGACAAGAUUUUGUGGUCAUUGAAAAGACAGACGACGGCAGCUUAGAAAUCAACAUGGAUCGAUCCAAGAUUCGGUCUGUUGGUGCACCUGCUGUGGCUGACUUUUUGGCAAAACUCCAAAUCUACAAGGCAACUGCAGACGAAAAGGAAGGCACACAGUUCUACUUGGAUGCAACCAGCGUACCUGAAGAUUGGAAGAGCAUUCGGGAUAUUGUAUUACGUAGUAAACAGCCUCGUAAAGUGUUUGUACAGGGCAAUACGUUCAUUGAGAACGAACAAGUUGUACUCAAAGAAUAUGAUCCUUCUGCACUUGGCAUGAUUCAAAGCAUGGUUGAACGCCGUGUCUAA
This is a messenger RNA of Zychaea mexicana, 2022 nucleotides long. Its product is annotated as dipeptidyl peptidase-like protein III. Gene Ontology annotation, biological process: proteolysis. Gene Ontology annotation, molecular function: dipeptidyl-peptidase activity; metalloexopeptidase activity. The transcript is spliced from 5 exons. The record is from RefSeq and is a predicted model, not a curated record. Bases 1 to 2022 code for a protein of 673 amino acids. Lineage: Eukaryota; Fungi; Mucoromycota; Mucoromycetes; Mucorales; Lichtheimiaceae. Gene Ontology annotation, cellular component: cytoplasm.